Molecule: messenger RNA, 5632 nt
Organism: Mauremys mutica (yellowpond turtle)
Lineage: Eukaryota; Metazoa; Chordata; Testudines; Geoemydidae
Gene: PREPL
Product: prolyl endopeptidase like
Exons: 14
Coding region: 776-2914 (712 amino acids)
Biological process (GO): proteolysis
Cellular component (GO): Golgi apparatus; cytoskeleton
Molecular function (GO): serine-type endopeptidase activity
Source: RefSeq, a predicted model, not a curated record
CGAGUCCCGGCGGGCGGUGGGAGCCGUUGCAGGGCCGUUUCCAUUUCCAGCAGCUGCGCCGCCGGCGAGCGAGCGAGGACCCCUCUGGUCUGUGUCCGGAGCCCUGCCUCCAGCAGGCCUGGAGGGGUCUGUCGCGGCCGCCGAGCGCCUUGCCCCGCUAGCCCGGGCCGGCUGCCCGACUGGAGGCGGGGGUGGUUAGCAUGUGCGCGGCGCUCGGAGACCUGCCGGGUGGGGUCAGAUCUCAGAGCCGCUCCUCCUCGUGCAGGCUUGGACGUGUUUCCAAGCGGUGCGCUAAAGCCACUGGCCGGGGCUGGCGGAUUGUGUCCAAAUGCAGUUCGGUGAGCCUUGAAAAUCUCUCACAUUUUAAAAGCUCUUUGAACUGGUCACACAUCUGAACAGGAAAGUGUCCGGCAGGAUGGCUGCGGCUGGCCCGCCCACCUCCGGGCCCGCCGAGGUCUGCCCUUCAGCCGUGUGAGCCUGCAGCCCGGGGGAGAAAGACGCUGCUUAAGUGUACAAACGAAUUAUUUGAAGAGCGUUAGGGGAGGCAGCUUCAGGUUGCUUUUGUUUUCCCUGCCGUUCACAUGGUAACUAAAGUUUACAGCAUUCAGUCUGAAUCUUUUGCCCCUUUAGGUUUAAAGCCUUCACUUUUGAAGAAAUCCCUGCUUCGGUUUCACCCUGAACAUUUCAGGUACCCAGUUUAAUUGCACGCAACAUAAUUUUGGAUUCUUGGAAAGUUCAGAGUGAGUACAGUCAGUCAAGUCAAGAUUUGGGCAUCAUGCAUCGGACUGCGAAAUCUUUUCUCCAGACUCUGAAGUUCAGUGUUGGUUACUGCAGAUACUACUUUAACCAUAACUGUGAUCUGAGAAUAGCUCUUUGCAGUCAAAUAAAAACGCAAGAAUGUCAGUUUACAAAGUGUUUGGGAAAUUCAUGGAACAACACAGACUCACCAGGGCACAUUGUGCCACGGAGAUUCUUUUCUUGCAAGGAUCUUCUGAAAUCAGAGCAGGAGAACUGGAAAGUAACUUCAGCAAGAUAUAUGGAUUCAGCAGAAAGAAUCAAGAAGAAAUUAGAAGUAAUGUACAACAAGUAUACAUUCAGCAUGAGCAGCCCAGUGAUUAGGUUUGGGGAUUGUGUUUACUUUGAAGAAAAUGGCUGCAUAUUUCGUUCAAAAUCAGAUGCUGAUGAAGGAAGUGUUGAGGUUUUACUCAAUACUGAAGAUCUUGGUUUUCAUGAUGCGAUUAUUCAGCGCAUCAGAAUUUCCCCAGAUCAGAGGUAUAUGGCUACCAGCAUAAAAAGCUCAAAUUCUGAAGAGUCAAGCUGUAUUGUUACGAAAUUUGAGAAGUUACCUAUGGUGGAAUAUAUUAUCCCAAAUGUGUUUAGUUUUGAAUGGGCUACAAAUGAUGUUCUGUUCUACACCAGUCAAAAGAACCUUGUAUGCCAUAAGGUGCUUCUGGCCACUUUCACUAACAGAAAACAUGCUGAGCUAGUUUAUGUGGAACAAGAUCCAAGAUUUUUUGUGGAUAUAUAUUGCACAAAAGACAAGCGUUUUCUCACCAUCAACAGUAACAGCAAGACUAGCUCCGAAGUUUGGUUGGUUGACUGUAGCAAUCCUUUUAAUUCACCUAUUCUCGUACAACAGAGAACUAAAGGGGUCAUUUAUCAUGUUGAGCACAGAAAUGAUGAAUUAUACAUUCUUACUACUUAUGGAGAGCCUGCGGAAUACAAGUUGAUGAAGACUCCAGUUGGUUCCUGUGGUAUGGAGAACUGGCAAUUGGUUUACACAUUGAAAGAAAAGACUAAGCUAAUAGACUUAGAGAUGUUCAGAGAUCACUGUGUGAUGUUUUUGAAACACUACGGUCAUCUUUAUUUAAAUGUGAUUUCUCUUGUUUCUCAUUCAGUUCAGCCUAUUAAGUUACCUGCAUGGGCCUGUGCAUUUGAGUCAGAACCCCAUCCUGAGUACAAUGCCAGCACUUGCUAUUUUCAGCUCUCCUCCCCAGUACAACCCCCUAAACGUUUUGCAUAUAAAUUAGUGGAAAAUCAUCUCGUUGAGCAGGAGGCACCAAUUACAAUUAAUUGCCAUACUGUACGGCUAGAAGCUAAGAGCCAGGAUGAAAUUUUGGUGCCAAUUACAGUUUUUUAUAAUACAAAUUCUAAAGAGCUACACAGGAAACCACUUCUGGUUCAUGUAUAUGGAGCUUACGGCAUAGAUUUGAACAUGAGCUUUAAAGCUGAGAAGCUGAUGCUAAUUGAAGAUGGUUGGAUAUUAGCAUAUUGCCAUGUUAGGGGUGGCGGAGAGUUAGGCCUGAGUUGGCAUAAAGAUGGAUGUAUGCAUAAUAAACUCAAAGGUCUCCACGACCUUAAGGCUUGUAUAAUGCUCUUGCAUGAACUAGGAUUUUCUCAGCCAAAGUAUACAGCGCUAACAGGUAGCAGUGCAGGAGGAGUUCUUGCAGGAGCUCUGUGCAAUGCUGAUCCUGACCUCAUCAGAGCUGUAGUUUUACAGGCCCCUUUCAUAGAUGUUCUAAAUACAAUGUUGGACACUGAUCUCCCACUGACAAUUGAAGAACAGGAAGAAUGGGGAAAUCCAUUAGCAGAUGAAAAGUACAUGGAAUAUAUUAAAAGUUACUGCCCUUAUCAUAAUAUUAAGCCACAGGCUUAUCCUUCAGUUUUAAUCACAGCAUAUGAAAAUGAUCAACGAAUACCACUGAUAGGAUUAUUAAGAUACGUUCAUAAACUUAGAAAAGCAGAAAUGGAUCAUGCUAGAAGCAUGAAUAAGAAAGGAAACCUGAUACCUAAUAUCAUCUUAAAUGUUCAGGCAGGAGGCAGUCAUUGUGCUCCAUUGUGGGAGGACUCAUUAGAUGAGGUUACAAGCCACCUUGCUUUUCUCUACAAAGAAUUUGGACUUGAGAGAGAAUAACUUGAAGAAGUGGUUUAUUUAACAUGCACAGUUAUUUCAGAAUUUGUUGAAAGAUUUAAAAACUGUGUAUAUACACAUUAGACUUCUGAAAAAGCCAUAUCACAUACCUGUAAAUUUAAAAAAUGAGCACUCAUUCUCCAAAGGAACCAGCUGUAAUAGAUCCCUAGAUAUGGGUCCCUGCUUCCGGUGCAUAACCAGACCAGGAGCUCAUAAAGGCAGAGUUGUGAGAGCUACUGGCUUACAUAUAUAUACCAGGUGGUAAAUUCCUUCCCUGCUGCAUUGGAGGAGCAGCGUCUCCAGCCACCAGUUCCUUGUGCAAACAAAAAAUAUGAAGGAAUACGAACAUCCAUCCCAAAUAUACAGCGGAGGGUGGAUCCCUUACAAAUUCAAUCUUCAUAGAAGAAUUAUGACUAAGGCUAAGAUUUUAUCAUGGUUAUUUUUAGUAAAAGUCACCGACAGGUCAUGGACAAUAAACAAAAAUUCACGGAGCCCGUGACCUGUCCGUGACUUUUACUACUAAUAAUUGGGGGGGGGGGUUAGAUGGGGGGAAUGACUGACAGGCCAAGCCCCCGUUCCAGAGCUGGCUGCAGCUGUGGGACAGGGAAGCAGGGCCCCAGCUGCAUCCCCUGCCAAACCCUGGCAGCAGCUGGGGAGGGGGAUGCAGCCCCUGGCAAAAGCCAUGGGGCUUCGGUGCACAACCCCAACCCCUGCCAAGCCUGGGACUGGGGCUGUAGGGUCCUGGUUCCAGCCAGCCUCAGUUGCAGGGCAGGAGUGCACAGUCCUGCCUCCUCAUCCUGAAGCCCUAGAAGUCUCGGAGGCCUGGUAAAAUCACAGAAUCCAUGACUGCCAUGACCUUUGUGACUAAAUCGUAGCUUUAAUUAUGACAUGUUCGGUAAGUAAAUUUCUCUUCCAGCUGAUACUAAACACUUGUUUGUUACAUAUUUACCUUGAUCAUCUCUCAAUUUUCUCUUUCCUCUAAAUGUGUUGUUUUAAAACUGACCUGAUGACUUAUUUGCUUCUAACUAUUUCAGACAAUUCAGUGCCCAUUACACAAAUAGGAAACUUGCAGAACAAGUACUAUGGAGUGAAAACUGCCAAAGGAUUUGCGGCUAAGUUGUGGCAGUCAGAUACAGCCCACAAUACGGGUACACAGUGCACAGGUACAACACUCAAGCAGGAAAUCCUAAGAGCUUUAUACCUUAGGCACAAUGCCUCUAGGAGCUCUAUAGGCAUAUGGUUAGUGUUCUACCCUUGCACAAAUACUUAUCUGCACCAGCCCCAGGGAGGCUUUACAGGGGAGGCUCCUUACCCUUCCUGGUGCCUGUUCAAAUCCCUCUGGAAGCUCCUAGCCUCUGUGGUUGUUGGUUAAUUGGUUGCCCUUAAGGUAAGCACCUUCUGCCCAUUGCUCACACACCAAUAAAAGAGGCCAGACAAUUAAGCCACAUUAGUUUGUUUAUGGACUGCUGUUCAUUUAAUAAACAAACCAGCAAGUUUAAAAAGCCAUUGCCACACUAUUCACAGUAUUUACCUGAAAUCAAUACUUUCUGCCUUAAAUGCAUAAAACAAAAUUUCCUACAUGCCCUAGCGCUUAGCAAUGCAUGUGGAGUAUAUUCAAGGCACUAGAAUAACAUGCUUUUUCAGCCACAAAACACUUCCCUUGGAAAGCUUCCGUAGUAUGAACUGUCUCCCUUGUUUUAUACUCAAGGACAAUUCCUUCCCCUUUUUCAGUUUUAAUUGUUUUGGUAUUUACAACUUUACCGGUGUUACUAAAAUUAGUGCUUAGCCUUAUGGUAGCUUCAGAUGGAAGCUCAGAAACUACAGCUUUCAGGUCUGUGAUUGAUUCCUGUCCAAAAUUGAGAACCAUUAUAAAGACUGUGUCUAAUCCAUCUAAUUCCCUCAGAUACACAAAAACAUUGCUGUCAUUCCAAAUGUAGCACAUCCAUCCCCUAUGAAUGGGCAGCUCAUUGUUGCGAAGUAAAUUUAGCUCUCGAUAUAGAUUCAGUGUUGAGUUAGGUUGAGUCUUUUGAACCUGUUUAAAGAAAAAAAUGUCCCAUCAUUACCGUAGUCAUUUAUUCCUCAUUAAAUAUUAGAAAUGUUACUUUGAAGUACAGAAGUGAUUACCACAUCUGCUAAGAUUAUCUUCCCACCUUUCUGACUCUACGCCCCCACUGCAAAUCCUUCCACAGAUUCAAGUUGAAGCUAUUUGUCCUCAGCCUCUGGGGACCUUCACAACUCUGCCUCUCCAUAUACUUAUCUGCCCUAUCUCUCCCCAUAUUGUCCACCUUUGCCACUCCACCAGUGAUGAUAGCCUUGUCUCCUCCUACAACUGUCUUUGCUCCUUCCAAUGCACUUCAUACACUUUUUGUCAACAAAGCAUUCCAUACCAAGGAAUCAGAGCAUUCAGCAUCAAGGACUGGAUCUUGCUCCCACUGACUUCACUGCUGCAGAAGCAACCCCCAAUGGAUUAGUUUCAAGUGUUUUUUCUUUGCUGUUGUUCACUGUUGUAGAUCAACAAUACCUGUACUUGACCUACCUGGUGUAAUGGCAACUGCCAAGUUUGGUCUUAGACGGAUCAACAUAUGCAAACCUAGAAAUGCAUCCAUCUUAUUUCCCUGCUAAAUUUAACAAAGCCUACUUGUAUUAAUCUAAAUUAAAAUGGUGGUGGGAGGAUUUCAGAUUAAUGUUGAAAGAUUAAAUGAAUUAGACUAAAAAAAAUCA